UUCGAUCUAAACUAACAGUAACUAACUUAGGUGAUAUUUUUCAUACAGAAAGUGAAUUCUGCAAAAAAAACCUCAUCUAGGUAAAUUUAUGCAAAAUAAUAACAUCUAAUUGACAAUAAUAAAUAAAAAUUAGUUAAAUAAAAACUAGCAGUAAUGAAAGUGUUUAUUGUGUUGGUUGUAUGUUGUUUAAGUUGCAGCAUCGUGUUAGCUUUACCGCAGGAGAACAUAAAAGACGAAAAUGAAAUUACAGCAGCAAAAUCAAAACGAACUUUGAGUAUACCUAUAGCUGGACAGGCGUUGCAAUCAACCGCCCAAGUUUUAAACCAUCCUAUAGUGGCGGCUGCUUUGCAGAAGAUUUCCAUGAACGCGUUACAAACCGUUGCCUCGGCUUUGAAUCAAGUUCAUCAAGAGGAAUUAGCAAGGAAGUCAGAAGUUGAAAAAACCUUAGAUCAAAUGGCGUCUCUUCGAGCUGUUACUGAAAAUAACAAAAUGCCAAUGCUGCAAGAUGACAAUGGAUCAGGGGAAGUUGAGGAUUUGUCAGGAUCAGGAGCUGAGUCAGGUGACGGAGAAGUUACCGCGGUAGAGCCACCAAAAGCACCUGUAGAAGAACAAAAGAAAAAAGAGGUCGUGGUUCCAACGAACACAACAACCUCACAUCACCAUCAUCAUCACCAUCACCAUCACCACCGACAUCAUCGUCAUCAUGCGAAAAAAAGCGAAAAGAAAACUGUAAACAACACGAGCGAAAUGGAAGGCAUUGAUUGGUCCGCUAUCAAGAACAACACAAAAGUUGUCGGUAGAAUAGCUCAAGAAGCUAAUAUUCCUGUCAAGAAGCUGUUAGCCAUUUUUAAGAGUGGUGCAAGCAGGUCUGAUAUCGCCAAACAAACUGAAGAGUUACUUAACCGCACGAUUGAAAGUCAGGCGGAUUUAGCGCAGUUGUUUGAAAACGAAGAAGAAGAAUCAGAAGAGAAGAAACACAGCAAGAAGAAAAAAGAAACAGCUUUGGCAAGUAAAGAAAAAAAGGGGACAGAAGCAGUUGCGAAGAACAAAACUAGUCAUGCAGAUUAUGAAGUGCCGAAAAAUAUUCCUCCAAAUUGUGGUAAACUAGUGAAGCAAUACACAGACGGUGAAUUGACGCUUAAAGAUUAUUUAAAAGAACUCAAGAUCUGCAAGAAAAACGAAGAAGUUAGCCAACAGUUAGCAAACACCACUCCUAUGCAAAGAGAGGCUGUUGCAACUCAGAAUGUAAUUCAACAAGAAGCAUAUAAUUAUGCUUUAACAUCAAUGAAGUCCUUCAAACCCACAGCAAAAGAACAAGCCAAUGCGGUCAUUGCACGCUGGAGAAGCAACAGCUUUGGUGAAAAACCAGUUACUAAAGGCAAACCUGCCGGAAUACCCGAUGCAGUUAAAUCAUUUAUGAACAUACAAACUCCAAAAACUGGUAAAAUAGAAGAAGGAAAAACUGCUGCAGAAAAAAACACUGAAAAUACAGAAGUAGCAAAAUCUAACUUAGCCAAUACAGCUACAGGUAAUACUGUUGGUUCACUUAUUAGUCCCGCAAAUGGAGAUACCGGAUCUUCGGAGAAUAAAGAAGCUAAUAAUGGAAAAGCGGUUAAGGAACAGGAAAGUGCAUCGUUUACGAGUCAACUAGCAGUUAAAAAGAGUACAAUCCCUGAAGCACCUGUUGUGCAAAACGCAAACCAACCAAGCUUUAUGAGCAAGUUAAAUAUGCUAUCUGGUGACACUCGCGCCUUUAUUGAACAAACCAAUCAGGCUUCUCAGCUUUUUGGUGCAUUUCCCCAACAUGAGAAUGUCGCCACUGCACCAGUUGCAGCAAGCGCUGCUGAAAGUCAAUCAACUCCAGUAAUGAAGGAAACGACUAGAUCAGAUAUUCUGAGUAAUCCAACGUUUACCUUAAAUAACCAUGUGCCCCAGCCUGCAUUUGUUACACCAACUGAAACUGCAUCAGAAUCCGAAAAUCCCCUCAGCAACAUGCCGCCAGCGGUUAAUGCAGUCUCGACAGAAAAUAUUGUUGCAAAAUCCGAUAUACCAAUCCCGGUUCAGAAACCAGACGAAAUUUUAAAGAAAGAAAUGAUUACAUCUCCAAAAAAGACAUUACUCGUCACUGCUCCUGGUCAACCAAAUGGCGUUACUCCUGUUACUACUUCACUUGCUGAUGCCGUUCUAGCAACCAAAUCAAUUGUACCAACUAUAACAGAUGCUAUGUCAACUAACACACUUCAAGAUGGCUCAAACGCAAAACAAAUCCCCGAUAUAAGCUUACUGAACGGGCAAGAAUAUGCGCAAGAGACUUUCCUAGCUAGCUUAGCAAACCCAGCUUUGCAAGAAAUUCCUGUAGACACGUCUUUAGUCGCUGCCUUGCAAAGUUUGAAUGGAUAUGGAUCUACCAUAGUAAACGAUCCAAAGUCAAAUCUCCUUAUGGCAAGCCUACAGAAGCGUCAUAUCAAGGAAAAAAGACAUGUAAAAAGAGAGACGGACGAAUCUGUGAUAACAAAAAAACAUAAAAAACGACAUUUAAAUUUGCUAAGACAUGGCAAAAGAGACACUAGCGACAAAAUAAAGAGUGCCAAGCCUAUUGAAAGAAGCAAAAUGAGUUUGCCAUUAAUAAACAGUCAACGCGGUCCAAAAUUAAUGGACAAAAUAAGGGAUAUGAGCAGAGUCAUCGCUACUCCCUAAAAGUUUAUUUAUCUAUAAAGUCUAAAUUAUGCAUAUUUGUAGAUAAUGACAUGAACAUUUCCAUUAAGCUGAGGCACAGAAGCAACAUUAUUUGGAUUCAAUUACGAAUAAAAAAAAUUGAGCGUUGGUGAAAGGUAUAAAAACAGAUAAAAGAAAGAAAACUGAGUAAGUUGCAUUGAGCUAGAAACUAACCUCCUAAACCAAGGAAGAUAAAAACCUAAAAAGAAAAGGGUAUAAAACGAUAAUGAAAAAAUGGUGAAUUGAUAAAAAUGCGAAUUCUCUAAAGCUGGUAUGGAAUGAGAAGAGAAUUAUUUGUUUAAAUAUACUAUAGAGAAGUGCAAACAAACACAUAAAACUUAUAUGUGAAAUGCUAUUCUACAAAUUUUAAGUAAUAAUUAUUUAUUGUUAAAUUUAUUAAUGUCUAUUGAUUUUAUUCUUUUUAUAUAAAGCUUUUUACUUUAUGUUAGCUAUUACAUAGAUAUUGUUAUAAAAUAUUUGACCUCUAAAAACGAGUUGUUUAUGAUCGGUUGUAGUAAUGUUGUAGAACUUUAUUUUUGUAAUUUUCUUCUAUUAUAGAAUGA
This is a messenger RNA of Hydractinia symbiolongicarpus, 3278 nucleotides long. RefSeq names its product myotubularin-related protein DDB_G0290005-like. NCBI's taxonomy places the organism in Eukaryota, Metazoa, Cnidaria, Hydrozoa, Anthoathecata, Hydractiniidae. The record is from RefSeq and is a predicted model, not a curated record. Bases 154 to 2697 code for a protein of 847 amino acids. The transcript has 7 exons.